Molecule: messenger RNA, 1656 nt
Organism: Trypanosoma conorhini
Lineage: Eukaryota; Euglenozoa; Kinetoplastea; Trypanosomatida; Trypanosomatidae
Exons: 1
Coding region: 1-1656 (551 amino acids)
Source: RefSeq, a predicted model, not a curated record
AUGGGCGUCGGAUUCACUUUUGAGCCCCUAAAGCUCGCCCUGCAGAUAGGGCGUGUGGACCUGUGGUAUGGAGUAGAGAAGGAUGGUUUCUCCUCAUUACUUGCAAAUGUGUCUGCAUUUGCCUUUGCAACCGAUUACGUUGAGGGAGGGGUGUUGACGGCGCUACUUCCUGGCGGCAUUCAGUGCUCGACGAGACGCACGGCAAAUGAUGCAACGAGCGUGGCCGUGUCUGUGGGAGCGCUAGAAGCGGCAUGGAAGGUGGCUGUUACGCAAACGCUGUUGCUGCAUGCUGUUGGCGUGCAGGUCAAUGUGUCUGGGGAUGCGAUGUACGCCGCGGCCCAAAACUGUCAACUUCUGGGGGCCGUGAGAUUUGCCCCAAUGAAGGCCUUUUACCGCCGCGAGUUAAGUUCUGUCCCAACCACCGCGCGGCCGUAUCUCGCGUCGUCUCUGCAGUUUUGUAUGUGCCUUGCAGAGGUCUGCAUGGAUCGGCUCGCCCUCCUGGAAUUGGACCUGCUAGGGACAUUGAUGAGCGGUUACACCACUUUUUUUGUGAACGAGGUGGUUUCUACGAGGGCAUAUCAACUUUUUUUCAGUGGGUUCAGCAAUAUCGCCGUUUCCGUGUCCGCCUCGUCUUGCCCAGUAACGUUGGCAGGAGCGGCGGCGUUGGUGUGCCGCGUUAGUGUGCCCCCGGUAACUGCGGCCAGCGUGGGCACCCCACUGCGGGGCUUUGGUGAACUUCUUCCGGAGUUGCGUGACACGUCGCCAUUGACGCUGGUCAACGCCUGUGAGAGGCUUUUGGCGACGGUAACUGUCCCCUGCCUCGAGGUGGAAGUCUUUCACUGCCGUUUUGCUUCCAUUCGGCUGCGUGGAACAGUUUGCUCCUUCACAGCCACGCUGCCUAUCGCGGUUGAAGAGUUUUGGGACGACGACGUCCGCGCGAUGGAGCGCCCCUCCGUUGAGCUCGUUGUUCCCUCGGUUAAGGUAAACGCGGGUGACGCCAUCCGGCUGGAGGUGGAGGGAGCCAAAUGCACCAUGCACUCUCUUUCCUCUCUUGGGGAAAGCAGCGUCACAUUCAGCGAUUAUGAAGUAGAUAGUGACACGUUGUCUGCUGUUGGCGAGGAGGCUGUGCGUGUCGAGGUUAUGGCCUGGAAGCUGCACCUCAACGGAGUUCCGGCGGCUGACGUUGCAAGCGCGAUGCUGGGUCUAUGGUCCGAACUUGGGGUCAUGGCGAUGCGGCGCUGCGGGCGGCGCGGGCGGACGUUGGCGCGGGUGUUUCUGCUGGCGUCAACCCUGCGGGGGCUCGCGAAGGGCGCGUCCCUCUCUGGCUGCGACGGGGGCGCCGUGCCACUUUCACCGCUCCUCUCUGGUCUCGUCAGAGGGACGUUGUGUUCCGCUUUCCUCACAGGGGCGCCAAGUUUGUACUUUAUUAUCACGUUUUGUUUUGCUCUCUCACAGCUGGAUGGGGGCUGUCUGGCUUGCUCGCGCGUCCCUCGGAGGCGGCUCUCCGCCGGCUUUUUUUGCUUUUGGGUUUCGCUUUUGUGUGCGUGCUGCGUGCCGCUCUGUCGCCCGCCCGCGUGUGGGCUGCGGUGGACCCCUCUCUCUCUUUCUCUCUCUUUUGCUGAAUGUGGCUGCGUGGGGCCCCGUGUGUCUGUGUGA